UUACACACAUUUCAAAGAGAUGACAACUCGCUUCCCAACCACCGCAUCACCUACCGAAGCUGGCAAUCGCUUGAGUCUCGACCUGUGUCUUGAACUCUUGAAGCCUCGAAUGUUAACCAUUCUACAAGAUCGUAUUUUCGGUGCGCUGGCUCUACUUGGAGGACUUGUGGAGAGAAAGCUUCCAGUCGACUACCGACUUCCCAAUAGUGCACUCCAGGCCAUUUUGUCAUUUCUUAGGAUUUGCGUUGGAGCUACAACGCCCUUCUUACACUGCGAAGUGCCCGUGAACCAAACAUCAGAUAUCUAAGGGUCCAUCCUGGAUCCCUACUGGAGUAGGGAGGAUUUUCCAGGAUGGCCAGGGCCAUCCAAUGGAGGUAGCUUGGCAGGAGCGGGCG
This is a messenger RNA of Aspergillus novofumigatus IBT 16806, 395 nucleotides long. RefSeq lists its product as uncharacterized. Bases 20 to 307 code for a protein of 95 amino acids. The record is from RefSeq and is a predicted model, not a curated record. The transcript has a single exon. NCBI's taxonomy places the organism in Eukaryota, Fungi, Ascomycota, Eurotiomycetes, Eurotiales, Aspergillaceae.